Cucurbita maxima (winter squash) is the source of this 3051-nucleotide messenger RNA. RefSeq names its product putative serine/threonine-protein kinase-like protein CCR3. The transcript has a single exon. Bases 368 to 2773 code for a protein of 801 amino acids. Gene Ontology annotation, molecular function: ATP binding; protein serine/threonine kinase activity. The record is from RefSeq and is a predicted model, not a curated record. Lineage: Eukaryota; Viridiplantae; Streptophyta; Magnoliopsida; Cucurbitales; Cucurbitaceae. Gene Ontology annotation, biological process: protein phosphorylation.
CGGGCAGCUGCGGUUUCUGAACCAAAAUGAAGGUCACGCACGUGGCUCACCUCGUAGGCGCGUAUUCCAUUCACUGCAUGCCACGUGGUUCUCCUUUUCUCCAGUAUCGCCGACGUGGCUCUUAUAUGGCUGGUGUGGACAUGUUUAUGUUUCUACAUUAUGCUUAGAACCAGUUAAGAUUGUUUUUCCCUAAAAUUUCAGUCUAAUAAAUUCAUACCCUCUUUUUUCCCUCUCUUUCUCUCUCUCUCUCUCUCUUCAUCUGGGUCUCCUGUUUUCUCUCUCCUCUGCGCAUUGCUGAGACUCCCAAUGAACUACGCCAGGCUACAACCCAACAAAACCCCUUUCCUCUCCCUCUCUCCUCUUUUAAAUGACGAGAUUACCUCUUCUCACCGCUGCUAUCCCCGUCCUCUCUUUCAUCGCUGUCGUUUUCCCUCUUCUUCCGGCGACCUUAGCUCUCGGCUCUGCCUCCACGCUUGCUGUCAGCUACGGUUCCGCCACCGUCUGCGGCAUCGUCGCCGAGCAGCCCACGCAAAGGAUUCUCUGCUUCCGUCGCGGUCAAACCAUUUUUAUUGACCCAAAUAUCUCCUUCUCCGUCAUCUCCGGCGGUCGGGAUACCUUCUGCGGCAUAAGAGCCGGCGGCUAUACUCUUCUCUGCUGGGACUUUGAUCAAAAUACUGCUGCGUUUUCCCGGAGAAGGCUUUACUUCAACUCCACUGUCCUUCUCGAGAAUCUCGCCGUCGGCGCCGACCAAAUCUGUGCCACCGUGGUCGGCGCCGGCAAUGCAACUUGCUGGCGCGAUGGUAACAACUCCAUUGGAUUUUCUUCUCUUCAAUUCGAUUCAAUUUCUUCUGGGUUUGGAUUUUCUUGCGGAAUUUUGAAGGGUAAUCAAUCCGUUCGAUGUUGGGGUCGGAAUUCGUCGAUUGCGGCCCUAAUCGAAAAUGGGUUUCGAAAUAUCUCAAUGUCGACCAUCGUCGCCGGUGGGUUUCAUGCUUGUGGAUUGAAUAUCUCCGGUGGGUUGGUUUGUAGGGGGAACAACGAUUUUGGGCAGUUGGAUUUUCCUUCGAAUUCAUCCAGAGGGUUCUCUGAAUUGGCCCUCGGCGAACGCCAUAGCUGUGGGAUUUUGCUCUCGAAUCGAUCGGUGGUUUGUUGGGGAAGCUCAGAUUUCUCUGUGGAUUCAAUUCGAGAAACUUCUUUUGAGUUAAUUUCUUCGGGAUCGGAUUUCGUUUGUGGAUUAACGACGAGUAAUUUCUCUGUUCUUUGUUGGGGGCCUGGCUGGUCGAACGAUUCUUCUGGUCUUUUUUCACUUCCUCUUCCUAAGAUUCUUCCUGGUCCUUGUGUUCAAUCUUCUUGUCGGGAUUGUGGUGUCUAUCCUCUCUCUCAAACGCUCUGUUCUGAUUCUGGGAAUGUCUGUAAUCGUUGUUUGGUUACUGUUUCACCACCGUUUUUGCCAAUACCGCCUCCUCCGCCCUCGCCGCCGCCAAUGGUGGUGACCCCAUCACCUCCUCCAGCGGCAUUGAGAAAGGGUUUGCUGGCUUUUGCUAUUGUGGGCUCAGUUGGGGCCGUUGCUGGGAUUUGUACUGUUGUUUACUGUUUAUGGACUGGUGUUUGUUUUGGUCAUAAGAAGAUACACAACUCUGUUCAGCCGACCAUUACUCGAGCUGCUAGCUCAAAUGGUGGGACAACAACGUCAAACACGAACAACAGCCCGCCAUCACGGUCUUCGACGAUUCGGCGACAAGGGUCUCGAAUAAUGCGGAGGCAGAGGAGUGGUACGUCCUCGAAGCACGCCGAUAGAGCAGAAGAAUUCUCUCUGGCUGAGCUUGCUUUGGCUACCAAUGACUUCUCCCAUGAAAACAAGAUUGGUGAAGGGAGCUUUGGCAUUGUGUACCGUGGGAAACUCAGCGAUGGGCGGGAGGUUGCGAUCAAGAGAGGCGAAACGGGGCCAAAGACGAAGAAGUUUCAGGAGAAGGAGAGUGCUUUUGAUUCAGAAUUGGCGUUCUUGUCUAGACUUAAUCACAAGCAUUUGGUGAGGCUUGUGGGGUAUUGUGAGGAGAAAGAUGAGCGGCUUUUGGUUUAUGAGUAUAUGAAAAAUGGUGCACUUUACAAUCAUCUGCAUGACAAGACCAACUCUGAAAAGGGUAGCAGUGUUGUGAACUCUUGGAAAAUGAGGAUCAAAAUUGCUUUAGAUGCAGCAAGAGGAAUUGAAUAUCUUCAUAACUAUGCAGUCCCUCCUAUAAUCCAUAGGGAUAUCAAAUCAUCCAACAUUCUUCUCGAUUCGAAUUGGACAGCGAGAGUAUCCGAUUUCGGGUUGUCGUUGAUGAGUCCCGGGUCAGACCUUGAUUACCGGCCGAUGAAGGCAGCUGGGACGGUUGGUUACAUUGAUCCUGAGUACUAUGGACUGAACGUUUUGACUGCUAAGAGUGAUGUGUAUGGGCUUGGGGUGGUGUUGCUGGAGCUUUUGACAGGGAAGAGAGCUAUAUUUAAGGAUGAUGAGCAAGGAGGGACACUGGUGAGCGUGGUCGAUUUUGCAGUGCCUGCGAUUACGAUCGGAGAACUGGGGAAGAUUUUGGAUCCAAGAGUUGGGCCACCGCAGAUGAACGAAGCAGAGGCAGUAGAGCUUGUGGCUUACACAGCGAUGCACUGCGUGCGGUUGGAAGGGAAAGAUCGGCCAACGAUGAUUGACAUUGUUGUGAAUUUGGAACGAGCUUUGAAUCUUUGUGAUGAUAGUCAUGGCAACAGCUCUAGUGGUGGAAUUUCCAUUGUUUCAGAGUGAAAUUCUUCAAAAAUUCUUCACGAAAAUUUCAGAGAAGAGAACAAAAGUUUUGAGCUGAAAACAGCACCCCCACAAACCUUAUCAUUUCUUUCACUCUGCAACUCACAAUAUUUCAUAGAACCUUUCAUUUCACACUGUUUGUGCAUAUCUUUGUUCGGUACAACCGUUCCCGACCAAACUAACAGUUCAAGAUCAUGGGACCAUCACGAACAUUUUGAUCGAUAAAAAAACCACUAUGUUCAAAGAAUGUUGAGGAAACAUUAAGGACAUGCCAAUGA